Molecule: messenger RNA, 3045 nt
Organism: Drosophila gunungcola (fruit fly)
Lineage: Eukaryota; Metazoa; Arthropoda; Insecta; Diptera; Drosophilidae
Product: epidermal growth factor receptor kinase substrate 8-like protein 1
Exons: 6
Coding region: 333-2735 (800 amino acids)
Biological process (GO): Rho protein signal transduction; regulation of Rho protein signal transduction
Cellular component (GO): plasma membrane
Molecular function (GO): actin binding
Source: RefSeq, a predicted model, not a curated record
UACUAAACGCGCUUAAGAAGCGGACGAACGCUCGCGUGCGUUUGACAAAAACAACAAAUACGGCGACUGAAAAGCCACAACAAAAACAACUACGUUCCGGGGUUAUUGUUAUUCGUACGUUUGUUUUCCACAAGCGACAGCAAAAAAGAAGAAAACGGUUUGUGAGAACCAAAAAGAACGGAGCAAAAGAAAGCCGACUUAAAAAUAAAAAUCGACGAGGAGCGAGAAGGCACAACACCAAAGGCGGAGGCCAGAAAAAGACAGAAAGAAACGGCGAAGACAGACUGAGUUUCAGGCGUGGAAGCAAGCCUGAAACAGGAUUGGGAGACACUAUGGUGAACCAUCAUUCGAAUGGAGGAGGCAGUGCCGGAAAUAGCAGUGGAAGCUUGAGAGCAGGCGGUGCCCAUGGAGGUGGUGGCGGAGGAGGAGGUGGAGACUACUCCGGAGAUGAUCGCAGUGGCGGUGGCGAGGAGCGGGAGCGGAUGGAAAGCGAUCUGCACGACAAGCCCACCUACCUGCUGGAGCACCUGGCCACCUUUACGGUGAACAAGGAGUCGGGCAUUGUGUAUCCCGCAGACGGAAUGCGACGACUCCUUCAGCUGGAGAAGACCACUGGGAUUUGGUCGCAGAAGAUGCAGCUCUGUCUGGACUACCAGUGGGUGCUCAUCAUGGACUACGAAACGGGGAACAUCAUCGAAAGAUUUCCAGCCUCCCUGGUCCAGGAGCCCACCGCCUUCACCUCCAACGACGCCAUGGAGCUGUACAACAACAUUCUGGUCUUUAUCGUGUCCGGAGGCGGUGGUUCCCGCUCCGAGAUGCACAUUUUCCAGUCACAAAGCGUGUCCGCUGUUCAUCUGGUUGAGGACCUUAAGCAGCUGAGAAGUGGCAAGAUGAUCACGCAGCAGCGCGGUGCCACGCCCACGCAUUCGGGAGGCGGGGCGUCCAGCAUGGCCAUGAUGAUGAGCAAGACCUCCUCGUCGUCGUCGCACAGUCGCGUGGAGUUGCACCAGCACAGGGAGCAGCGGAUGGAGCGCGAACGGGAAAGGGAGCGGGAUCGGGAUCGAGAUCGCGAGCGUGAGCGUGAGAGCCACCAUCACCAUCAAAUGCACCAAAGGAACAGCAGCGUGGAGCAGUACGGAAUGAGGGCCGGCGUGGUUGGAGUUUCUGGCGAGGAUGUAGCCCACAUCGGUGGCGAGACGGACUCGGAACAUGGUGGUAUAGGAGGAGGAUUAGGCGGAGGAGCGGAACGCGAUGAAACCAGCUCCACAUCCAGCGAGAAAUACGAACGCGAUGUGGCCGUACUAAAUCACUGUUUCGAUGACAUUGAGAAGUUCAUAGCGCGACUUCAACAUGCGGCUGCAGCUUCGCGGGAACUCGAGCGGCGUCGUCGCAAUCGCAAGUCCAAGAAAAGGGAUCCGGGCGAGGGUUUGCUCACCCUGAGAACCCGGCCGCCGCACGAGAAGGAAUUCGUGGACAUAUUCGCCAAAUUUAAGCUGUCGUUUAACCUUCUGGCCAAGCUGAAGGCGCACAUCCACGACCCGAAUGCCCCCGAGCUGGUGCACUUUCUGUUCACACCGCUGGCCCUGAUCGUGGAGGCCUCUAGUGACACCUACUAUGAGUCGCAGCUGCCGGCACGCGUGGUGAAUCCCCUGCUCACGAGGGAGGCCAUCAACCUGCUCAUCAACUGUGUGACCAGCAAGGAGACGGAGCUGUGGCGUUCGUUGGGCGAUGCCUGGGUCAUACCGCGCGAUCAGUGGAAGGACGAUGUGGGCUCCUAUCAUCCGGUCUUCCUCGAUGGCUGGUCACCCGAUUACCUGAUCAACGAUGAGCUGGAGCCGCCACCAAAUUCCCCGCCCGCUCAUGUCAGCAAGCGCCGACUGGAGGUUCAAGCGGGAUCUGGACUAAAUGGUCGUGGAGGUGGUGGAGGAGGAGGAGGAGGCGGCGGUGGGUACGAUGACUACGACUCGGGGAACGGGAUGAACAUGGCCAUGGGCAUUGAAAAGUAUACCAUCCACCAUGGCAAUGAUGUGAUGAGAGAAAGGGAACGCGAGAGAGAUCGAGCGGGAGCCAUCAGCGCCUCUGAAUUCAACACCCGCAGCGAGCUUUCCUUCGACUCGAUUGAGGGAAGGGGCGGAGCACAUGGUCAUGGCGGUCAUGGAGGACCAGGAGGACCGGGUCCCACCCUCAGCGCCAUCACAGCUGGUCUGCAGAAUCUGCAUACGCGGGAAUCUCGUUCCGGGGGCAAUGGAUACGGUGGCUCUGGUCCAGGACCCUCUUCUGAAUUGGGCGGCGGCGGCGGAGGAGGAAGGGGUGGUCCACCGAAUGUCAGCGACGAUCAGAUGCUCGAGUCCUGGCUGGAGGAUUUGCAGGCGGCGGGUGCCAAGAUUGUGCUGGUCACCUAUCCACGCACCGCCAACAACGACAAGGAGCUCAGCGUGAUGCGGGGAGAAUAUCUAGAGAUCCUUGACGACACCCGAAAGUGGUGGAAGGCGCGCAACAUGCGGGGACAGGUGGCCCAUGUGCCCCACACGAUCGUUACCCCUUUCAAUUUCGGCGAUGGCGAUGGAGCCCAGUUCUACGGGCAACAACAGCAGCCAGGACAGGCGGGUCCUCCAGGCUCGGGCAACAAACUGCGAUCCGGGGACAACGCAGUCAUGGAGCAAAGAUCACCGGAUCCCACCGACAUGAUGCGUAGCAAGCAUUUGGGCAAGAAGGGCGAGUUCCGCUACUUCUAGGAUCGAUCGAUAUACGAUUACCACAUACAUAUACACAUAUAAUCCGUAGUGAGAAUCCGUAGCAUUAGAGAGAGAGACCAGACAUCAGCAGUCCCGUCUAGGAAGCUAGUCCUGAUCCCCAACCGAUUGGAUUAGCUCCGAUGCUUUGCACUUGCUCGCAGGAGAGUGUGCAAACUAUAACUAACCUUAAGACUAACCUAAGUGGAGCUCCAGAUUGGAACUGUUGACUUGAAGCUGAUGCUGAUCAAGAUGAUGAUGAAAAAGGGAGGCGACGGCAAUAAUUUGUUUUAAUAAAAUUAUAUCCAAAGGA